UUUAUGUGACGCUUGUCUCGGCUGCAAUGGACCGAAAUGCCGAUGAAGGUGAGGAAUAAGUAAAUACCCGUUUUAAAGGGCGGCUGAGACGCGCACGCGCGCGCUCCUGUCAGCCAAAGCGAAAGGCUCGAGGACACCAUGAUCGUUGUGGUGGGGCUUGUGAGGUGCAGAGUCCUGCAGUCGCGUGUUCACCAGUUUCUCGGCAGGUGGGCUUCCCCUGCCCUCACCUGUACAGCUGAGUCACGUGUUAGGGCAGCCUCUAGUGUGAGUGGAACCAGCGGUGGAUGGUAUGGGGGCCUGGCAGACUCUGCUCCGGUUCACCUGUGUGAGAACUUCCUGGUCAGCGUGCAGCAAGGGACCGGGUUGCCAUGGUGGCUGAGCAUCGCUAUGGCAACGGUGUCCAUCAGGACUUUCAUCACCCUGCCACUGGCCGCCUACCAGCUGAUCAUCAUCGCCAAGGUGGAGGCCCUCCAGGCAGAGAUCUCUGAACUGGCCAAGAGGCUUCGCUAUGAGGUUUCAGUCCGAGGCAAAGAAAGAGGCUGGACGGACAAACAGAGCAGGAUCCAGUUCAAGAAGAACCUACGCCGUCUGGUUUCUCAGCUCUACAUCCGGGACAACUGUCACCCCUUUAAAGCUAGUUUGCUGGUGUGGAUCCAGCUGCCUCUCUGGAUCAGUCUGUCUCUGGCCCUUCGGAACCUCAGCGUGGACCAAUCAGCCCUCCAAAGAGAGCUGGCAGCAGGGGGCACUCUCUGGUUCCCGGACCUCACCCUACCGGACUCCACCUGGAUCCUUCCAGUUUGCCUGGGACUCACCAACCUGCUCAUUGUGGAGGUGUUUUCUCUGCAGAGAGUCGGGGCGUCGCGCUUCCAGAAACUGGUUCUGAAUGGGUUCAGAGGGUUCUCAGUUUUAAUGAUCCCCAUCGCCGCCUCCGUCCCAUCUUCCAUGGCACUCUACUGGCUCUGCUCUAGUCUGGUUGGUUUCAGUCACAACCUCCUGCUUCGCUCGCCUACGGUCCACAGAACCCUCAGACUGCCAGCUCAACGAUCAGAAACUCCCUAUAGGGACCUGCUGUCAUCCUUCAUCAAAAAGUACUGGAAGUAGGAAAAGCCUGCCCCCAGUUUAGGACUAGUCUGGGUUCUACUCUGUUUUACAUUCAGUACCAAUCUUGAAUUCAACGGAAAACCUCAUCGCUCUUGGUUCUGAUGGUGCUCUAAUGGAGGAGCUUCAUGUGGAACUUUUUUAAUGUUCUGAUGAUCAGAAACCUGCUCUAACAUCAAGCUUCUGUAGAAAAUUUUUUUUCUUG
Messenger RNA from Cyprinodon variegatus (sheepshead minnow), 1303 nucleotides. Its product is annotated as mitochondrial inner membrane protein COX18. The coding region runs from base 139 to 1101 and encodes 320 amino acids. Gene Ontology annotation, molecular function: membrane insertase activity. NCBI's taxonomy places the organism in Eukaryota, Metazoa, Chordata, Actinopteri, Cyprinodontiformes, Cyprinodontidae. The record is from RefSeq and is a predicted model, not a curated record. The transcript is spliced from 6 exons. Gene Ontology annotation, cellular component: mitochondrial inner membrane. Gene Ontology annotation, biological process: mitochondrial respiratory chain complex IV assembly; protein insertion into mitochondrial inner membrane from matrix.